Messenger RNA from Lagopus muta (rock ptarmigan), 2623 nucleotides. RefSeq names its product solute carrier family 17 member 5 (gene SLC17A5). NCBI's taxonomy places the organism in Eukaryota, Metazoa, Chordata, Aves, Galliformes, Phasianidae. Gene Ontology annotation, molecular function: transmembrane transporter activity. Gene Ontology annotation, biological process: transmembrane transport; monoatomic anion transport. The record is from RefSeq and is a predicted model, not a curated record. The transcript has 11 exons. Bases 168 to 1622 code for a protein of 484 amino acids.
CCGGGCUGCGGCGGCCGCUGCCCGGCGCCAGCGGGGAAGAGCGCGGCGCGGCACGGCGGGGCAGUGCCGGUGGGCUGCGGCGCUGCCAGCCGUGUUUGGGCCUCUCUGCGGUGGCGGCCGGCAAGCUGGCGCUGGGCUCGCUGCGCGGAGCGGGCAGCAGGAACGAGAUGGAGCCCGAGGAAAGAGAGGAUCGCACCCCGCUGCUGAAGGACUCCCAGCUCGGCGCGGUCCCUGCAUGCUGCUCAGCUCGCUACAAUCUGGCACUGCUGGCCUUUUUUGGGUUCUUCCUUCUGUAUGCAUUACGUGUGAACCUAAGCGUUGCUCUGGUGGACAUGGUGGAACCUAACACAAGCUUAGCAAAGAAUACAACUUCCAAUGUGUGUCCAGAGCAUUCCUCCACCAUAAAUGUUCCUCGCAACACAACGGGGAAAAAGUAUUCUUGGGAUGCUGAUACUCAGGGAUGGAUCCUUGGUUCUUUUUUCUAUGGCUAUAUCAUUACUCAGAUUCCAGGUGGAUAUCUUGCAAACAGAAUUGGAGGGAAGCUCUUGUUGGGGUUUGGCAUCUUUGGUACCUCUGUGUUCACCUUGCUUACUCCACUAGCUGCAGAUUUGGGAGUUGGCUACCUCAUUGCUGUCAGAGCCUUGGAAGGACUGGGAGAGGGUGUUACCUUCCCAGCUAUGCAUUCAAUGUGGUCUUCUUGGGCUCCUCCCCUGGAACGCAGCAAGCUCCUUAGUAUUUCAUAUGCAGGUGCACAGCUGGGAACUGUUGUCUCUCUGCCACUGUCUGGUUUAAUUUGCUACUAUAUGAACUGGGUUUAUGUGUUUUACAUAUUUGGUGCCCUUGGUGUAUUGUGGUUCUUCUUCUGGAUGUGGCUUGUUAGUGAUAAGCCAGAAACUCACAAGAGUAUUUCACGUGCUGAAAGAGAAUAUAUUCUUUCUUCUUUAAAAGACCAGCUCACUACACAGAAAUCUGUUCCCUGGAGACCUAUACUGGAGUCCCUUCCCCUCUGGGCUAUUGUUGUAGCCCAUUUCUCCUAUAACUGGACUUUCUAUACACUUCUCACACUCUUACCCACAUACAUGAAGGAGAUCCUGCGGUUUGAUGCACAGGAGAAUGGCUUUUUAUCUGCGCUGCCUUAUUUUGGCUGCUGGCUUUGUAUAAUUCUGUCUGGGCAAAUUGCUGAUCAUUUACGAGAAAAACAGAACUUCUCCACUGUUUGUGUUCGCAAAUGUUUUACCCUAAUAGGAAUGAUUGGACCUGCAGUGUUCUUAGUAGCAGCUGGGUUCAUAGGAUGCAACUAUGAGCUGGCUGUUGCAUUUGUGACCAUAUCGACAACACUAGGAGGGUUCUGUACAUCUGGUUACAGCAUCAACCAUCUGGACAUAGCACCUUCGUAUGCUGGAAUUCUUCUUGGGAUCACAAAUUCUUUUGCUACUAUCCCAGGAAUGGUGGGGCCAGUUAUUGCUAAGAACCUCACUCAUAAUAAUACUGUGGGAGAAUGGCAGACAGUUUUCUAUAUUGCUGCUUCCAUUAAUCUAUUUGGAGCAAUUUUCUUUGCAUUAUUUGCAAGUGGAGAAGUUCAGGACUGGGCAGUCAGCGGUUAUCACUUCCAUAGAAACUGAAGGAGGCAUUGAAAUACCAAAGCUGUGCUGAAUCCCAAUGUGCCAGAACUACGUGACCAGAAAAGUGCCUUCCCAACUGAUGCCUAGGAAUCUUCAGAGCUUUUAAGUUAAACUAUUUUAUCUGUGCAUCUUUUGUACUGAAAAUCAUUUGACAAUGUAUGUGUGUGCUAUUUCCAGACAAGAGACUACUUAGAUUAAAUUGAAUUUAGCUUCAUGCUAGAACUUGAUAUCAAAUGUAUGAUCAGAGACAGUAUUUCAAAUCAGUGUGCUAAGAUCCAUUUCCUUCCAGUUUUUAAUUAAUGUCUUCUGAAUUAAUGUUUAGGCAGAUAAUUGCUGACACCGAAAUAAGAGGAAAAAACCAAGGUGAUUAUGUAGCACUGUGAGGAGGAGUGACGUGCAAAUAAUCGUACACAAAAAGCAACAUCUUGAUUUCUGUGGUGAUACUGAUAGGAUUUUGCUUUUUAAAACGCUAAAAGAUUUCUAGUGUUCUACAAUCUUUUCUAAGCUUUUAUUUUGUUAGUAUUCUAAUUGAUGUCUAAGAAAUGCACACUUGAUUGUUACUCUAUUUUAUGCACAAGUUUUCAAAUGGAAACAUUCCCUGUUUCAGGACUACAGCUUCACAAUUAAUACAGAGCAGGGAGGAAGUGAAAUAUAUGAUUGUGACUGACAGAAUACGCCAUGUGUUACUGUUCUCUGUGGUGCAGGUGUUUUUAAAUAGGCCUUAUUUUUAUUCAAAAAUGUGCAAAGAAGAAGCAGUGCAACUCUAUACACUGCCUAGAUUUAAACCUAGAUUUAAAAGAGUGAACUAGAAAUAGAAUAUUGACACGUUUACAUGAUAAUAACUUUCGAUUCAGCAGUUCACUUUUUUGUCAGUUAAAAUCAAUGCAGUGGAAUUAUUUCUUCUUUCACGUAUAUUUAUAUAUAUAUGUAUUUGUCAGCUUCUCGGUGUAAAUGCAAUCAAAUAAGGCUAUUGUUGGGAAUAAAUAAGGAAAAUCAGUUCA